Molecule: messenger RNA, 1854 nt
Organism: Anopheles marshallii
Lineage: Eukaryota; Metazoa; Arthropoda; Insecta; Diptera; Culicidae
Gene: RpA-70
Product: replication protein A 70 kDa DNA-binding subunit
Exons: 3
Coding region: 1-1854 (617 amino acids)
Biological process (GO): nucleotide-excision repair; telomere maintenance via telomerase; meiotic cell cycle
Cellular component (GO): nucleus; DNA replication factor A complex
Molecular function (GO): single-stranded telomeric DNA binding; damaged DNA binding
Source: RefSeq, a predicted model, not a curated record
AUGAGUUCCCACGGACUGACCGUAGGAUUCCUUGCGGAAAUAAUGCAGGGUAACGAGCUACCUAAUCCGGUGGUGCAGAUCCUUGGCUCAAAGCGUAUUGCCGGCAGCGGGGAACAAUCCGAACGCUUCCGGUUGCUCAUAUCGGACGGGAAGUCUCUGUACAGCUUCGCCAUGCUUGCCACGCAGCUGAAUGAUCUGCAAAAGCAGGACAAACUGCCGCAGUACACCAUUAUCCGGAUCGAUCGCUACACCACCUCGGUCGUUAAUCGGAACGAGAAGGGUGAAAAGCGGGUGUUGAUCAUCGUGGAGUUGACUGUCCUGAAGGAGGGCAGUUUGGUGGGUGAAAAGAUUGGUGAUCCGCAACCAAUCACGGACACUCCGACCCAGCCGACCAACAGUGGUUCGUCCAUGUCGGCGUCCCGUCCGGCGGAUACAAUCGGCAGCGGCGGUAGCAUUAGUAACGGGUCGACGUAUGGCAGCGCGAACCGUUCGAUGUCCGCGAGCACAGCACCGACCGCCGCGAUCGGAGACUCGCUUACACAUCCCAUUUCGUCGCUAAGCCCGUACCAAAACAAGUGGGUCAUAAAAGCACGCGUAACAUCCAAGUCCGGCAUCCGCACGUGGAGCAAUGCGAAGGGCGAGGGAAAGCUGUUCAGCAUGGACGUGAUGGACGAGUCGGGUGAGAUACGGAUCACCGCGUUCAAGGAACAGUGCGACCGAUACUUUGAGAUGAUCGAAGUCGACAAGGUGUACUUCAUCUCCAAGUGUCAGCUGAAGCCGGCCAACAAGCAGUACUCGAGCUUGAAGAACGACUACGAGAUGACGAUGACGAACGACACGAUCGUGCAGGAGUGCAAGGAUGUGGACAGUACGAUGCCGGAGAUACAGUACAACUUUGUGCCGAUAUCCCAGAUCGGCAACAUGGAAACGAACGCGAUGGUGGACGUGGUCGGCAUAUGCAAAGAGGUGGGCGAUGUGGUACAGUUCACCGCGAAAACAUCCGGCCGGGAGCUGCGAAAGCGCGAGGUAACGCUGGUAGAUGCGAGCAACGCCUCCGUCCAGCUAACGCUGUGGGGUGAUGAUGCGCAAAGUUUUCCCACCAGCACGAACCCGGUCGUAAUGCUGAGGGGGGCUCGGGUGUCGGAAUUCGGCGGUGGCAAAUCGCUCGGACUGAUCGGUGGCAGCGUGAUGAAGCUUAACCCGGACAUGGAGCAGGCGCAUAAGGUGCGCGGAUGGUUCGAAAACGGCGGUCGCGAUAUGUCGGUCAGCAGUGUGUCGGCACGUACGGGCGGUGGUGCGGCUGGUAUGAGCACCGAGUGGCUAUCGUUCCAGGAGGCAAAGGACCGGAACCUUGGUGCCGGCGAUAAGCCCGAUUACUUCCAGGUGAAGGCAAUGAUACACACGAUCAAAUCGGCCAACGCCGUGUACAAGGCAUGCCCGCAGGCGGAAUGCAACAAGAAGGUGAUCGACCAGGAGAAUGGACAGUACCGGUGUGAGAAGUGUAAUGCCGAGUUCCCGAACUUCAAGUACCGUCUGUUGGUGAACAUGCUCAUCGGUGACUGGACGUCGAAUCGGUGGAUAACGGUGUUUACGGAGCUGGCCGAGGAGUUGCUGGGUAAAUCGUCGCAGGAGAUCGGCAGUAGCCUCGAGUACCAGAAGGAGGAAGCGGAAAAGCUGUUCUCGUCGAUCAGCUUCAAAUCGUUCGUAUUCAAGUUGCGCACGAAGGUGGAGUACUUUGGUGAGCAGCCGCGGAACAAAACGACGGCCGUUAGUGCUGCACCGGUAAACCACAAGGAAUACAACGCACUGUUGAUCAAGAGCAUCCAGGAGCUGACCGGCGUGGGAAAGAAUUAA